Molecule: messenger RNA, 4049 nt
Organism: Symphalangus syndactylus (siamang)
Lineage: Eukaryota; Metazoa; Chordata; Mammalia; Primates; Hylobatidae
Gene: DIS3L
Product: DIS3 like exosome 3'-5' exoribonuclease
Biological process (GO): rRNA catabolic process; mRNA catabolic process
Cellular component (GO): cytoplasmic exosome (RNase complex)
Molecular function (GO): RNA binding; 3'-5'-RNA exonuclease activity
Source: RefSeq, a predicted model, not a curated record
GGUCGUUUCUAUCCCUCCGCCCUGGUCCAGGCCACUGAGGGAAGGGAAGAAACUGAGGCCGGGAGGGCCGGGCCCCAGCCUGGAGCGUGUAGCUCCGGGCCUCCCCCGGGCGCGGCAGUUACGGCGGUUCCGGAGCCGCGGCGCCCAGGGCCGAGGGGCGGGUCCGAAGCCGCGGCCUUGCCUCCGCCGCGCCCGCCAGGAGGCACGCCGCCAUGCUGCAGAAGCGGGAGAAGGUGCUGCUGCUGAGGACCUUCCAGGGCCGCACGCUGCGGAUCGUGCGCGAGCACUACCUGCGGCCCUGCGUGCCCUGCCACAGCCCGCUCUGCCCGCAGCCCGCCGCCUGCAGCCACGAUGGGAAACUCUUGUCUAGUGAUGUGACUCAUUACGUGAUCCCAGACUGGAAAGUUGUUCAAGAUUAUCUUGAGAUCCUUGAGUUUCCUGAGUUGAAGGGAAUUAUUUUCAUGCAGACAGCUUGUCAAGCUGUGCAGCAUCAAAGAGGCCGGAGACAGUAUAACAAACUGCGAAACCUGCUGAAGGAUGCGCGUCAUGAUUGCAUUCUCUUUGCUAAUGAAUUCCAGCAAUGCUGCUAUCUGCCACGGGAAGGAGGAGAGUCCAUGGAGAAGUGGCAGACCAGGAGCAUAUACAACGCAGCUGUUUGGUACUAUCAUCACUGCCAGGACAGGAUGCCGAUUGUUAUGGUGACGGAAGAUGAAGAGGCAAUUCAGCAGUAUGGAAGUGAAACAGAAGGAGUAUUCGUGAUUUCUUUCAAGAAUUACCUGGACAAUUUCUGGCCUGAUUUAAAAGCUGCCCAUGAGCUUUGUGAUUCUAUCCUUCAGUCUCGACGGGAGAGAGAGAAUGAGAGUCAGGAGAGCCAUGGGAAGGAGUACCCAGAACAUCUUCCCCUGGAAGUGUUAGAAGCUGGGAUUAAAUCUGGACGCUAUAUCCAGGGAAUUCUGAAUGUCAACAAACACAGAGCCCAAAUAGAAGCUUUUGUUCGACUUCAAGGAGCCAGCAGUAAAGAUUCAGAUUUAGUCAGUGACAUCCUAAUCCACGGGAUGAAGGCUCGAAACCGCUCAAUUCAUGGAGAUGUGGUAGUUGUGGAGUUGCUCCCUAAAAAUGAAUGGAAAGGAAGAACCGUAGCCCUGUGUGAGAAUGACUGUGAUGACAAGGCUUCGGGCGAGUCCCCAAGUGAGCCCAUGCCUACAGGUCGAGUGGUGGGCAUACUUCAGAAGAACUGGCGGGAUUAUGUGGUGACAUUUCCAUCCAAAGAAGAGGUCCAAUCUCAGGGCAAAAAUGCUCAGAAAAUCCUGGUUACACCUUGGGAUUACAGAAUUCCCAAAAUUCGAAUUAGCACUCAGCAAGCAGAAACCCUCCAGGACUUCAGGGUGGUCGUGCGCAUCGAUUCCUGGGAGUCAACAUCUGUGUAUCCAAAUGGACAUUUUGUGCGUGUUUUAGGAAGAAUCGGAGAUCUGGAAGGGGAAAUUGCAACCAUCCUGGUGGAAAACAGUAUUUCAGUUAUCCCUUUCUCAGAAGCUCAGAUGUGUGAGAUGCCAGUAAACACACCAGAAAAUCCCUGGAAGGUGAGUCCUGAAGAGGAACAAAAACGUAAAGACUUGAGGAAAAGCCAUCUCGUAUUCAGCAUUGACCCCAAAGGUUGUGAAGAUGUGGAUGACACACUCUCAGUAAGAACCUUAAAUAAUGGCAACCUGGAACUUGGGGUCCACAUCGCAGAUGUAACACACUUUGUGGCACCAAAUUCUUACAUUGAUAUUGAAGCUAGAACAAGGGCCACCACUUAUUAUCUAGCAGAUCGUCGCUAUGACAUGCUGCCUUCCGUCCUCAGUGCCGAUUUGUGUUCCCUUCUGGGAGGCGUUGAUAGGUAUGCUGUAAGCAUCAUGUGGGAACUGGAUAAAGCCUCUUAUGAAAUUAAGAAAGUGUGGUAUGGCAGAACCAUUAUUCGAUCAGCAUACAAACUGUUCUAUGAAGCAGCCCAAGAACUACUGGAUGGAAACUUAAGUGUUGUUGAUGAUAUUCCAGAAUUCAAAGACUUGGAUGAGAAGAGCAGACAAGCCAAGCUGGAGGAGUUAGUGUGGGCAAUUGGAAAGCUAACCGACAUAGCUCGCCAUGUCAGAGCUAAACGAGACGGAUGUGGUGCACUGGAACUGGAAGGGGUAGAGGUUCGCGUACAGCUAGAUGACAAAAAGAACAUUCACGACCUCAUCCCCAAGCAGCCCCUGGAAGUCCACGAGACAGUGGCUGAAUGCAUGAUCCUGGCCAACCACUGGGUUGCCAAAAAGAUCUGGGAGAGCUUCCCUCAUCAGGCCUUGCUGCGCCAGCACCCUCCUCCACACCAGGAGUUCUUUUCGGAACUCCGGGAAUGUGCUAAAGCCAAAGGCUUCUUCAUAGAUACACGGUCCAAUAAAACACUGGCUGAUUCUCUGGAUAAUGCAAAGGACCCCCACGAUCCCAUCGUGAACAGGCUGCUGCGCUCCAUGGCCACGCAGGCCAUGUCCAAUGCUCUGUAUUUCUCCACCGGAUCCUGUGCGGAGGAGGAGUUCCAUCAUUACGGUGAAUCAUACCAUAUUCCCGUGUGUGGCUGUAACUUUGUGCUAGUUAUUUUAAAAGAGUUUUUGUUUAUUUUGAUCUUUUGCUUUCUUUUUGAAGGUCUUGCAUUAGAUAAAUAUACCCACUUUACUUCUCCAAUAAGAAGAUAUUCAGAUAUUGUAGUACACCGCUUGUUAAUGGCAGCCAUUUCAAAAGAUAAGAAAAUGGAAAUUAAGGGAAAUUUGUUCAGCAACAAAGAUCUUGAGGAAUUAUGCAGACAUAUCAACAACAGAAACCGAGCAGCACAGCAUUCUCAGAAGCAGUCUACUGAGCUCUUCCAGUGCAUGUACUUCAAAGACAAAGACCCUGCCACCGAGGAGCGUUGCAUAUCUGAUGGAGUUAUUUAUUCAAUUAGAACAAAUGGUGUGCUUCUAUUUAUACCAAGGUUUGGGAUUAAAGGUGCUGCUUAUCUAAAAAAUAAAGAUGGUUUAGUCAUCUCAUGUGGCCCAGAUAGCUGUUCUGAAUGGAAACCAGGAUCCCUUCAACGAUUUCAAAACAAAAUUACCUCUACUACAACAGAUGGGGAAUCUGUUACAUUCCAUUUGUUUGACCAUGUAACUGUAAGAAUAUCCAUACAGGCCUCACGUUGCCAUUCUGAUACAAUCAGACUUGAAAUAAUUAGUAACAAACCAUACAAGAUACCAAAUACAGAACUUAUUCAUCAGAGUUCCCCCUUGCUGAAGAGUGAGUUAGUGAAAGAAGUAACUAAAUCUGUGGAAGAAGCUCAGCUUGCUCAAGAAGUCAAAGUAAACAUCAUUCAGGAGGAAUAUCAAGAAUAUUGCCAAACAAAGGGAACUAGCCUAUACACACUUCUAGAGGAGAUACGGGACCUAGCUCUCCUGGAUGUUUCAAACAAUUAUGGAAUAUGAGAGGCUCUUACUUCACUAAGAGCUGUCACAUGUGAAUAUUUUACAGUCUUUUCAAACUUAACAUUUAAUGUGUGUCACUCAGUGCUCUAGUCAAUCAGGACUGGGUACCUAUUUCACAUAUAUGUAAAUGUUCUCAGCCAGGUGCAGUGGCUCACACCUGUAACCCCAGCACUUUGGGAGGCUGAGGUGGGCGGAUCACGAGGUCAGGAGAUUGAGACCAUCCUGGCUAACAUGGUGAAACCCAGUCUCUACUAAAAAUACAAUUAGCCCGGUGUGGUGGCAUGCACCUGUAGUCCCAGCUACUUGGGAGGCUGAAGCAGGAGAAUUGCCUGAACCCAGGAAGAGGAGGUUGCAGUGAGCCAAGAUCACCCCACUGCAUUCCAGCCUGGGUGACAGAGCGAGACUCCAUCUCAAAAAAAAAAAAAAAGUUCUCUCAUUCAUUAAAGUUGCAUUAAAUAAAGUAUAAUUAGGUCACUAUGGAAACUGAGUUUUCAGUAAUGAGUGGACAGUAAGUGGUGGCUCUGCAGAUUGCUAGCCCCUUUCUAAUAAGUUUAAUAAACCCAAAAUUAUUGGUUA